This is a messenger RNA of Pestalotiopsis fici W106-1, 1818 nucleotides long. RefSeq lists its product as uncharacterized. Gene Ontology annotation, molecular function: transcription cis-regulatory region binding; DNA-binding transcription factor activity. The transcript has 4 exons. The record is from RefSeq and is a predicted model, not a curated record. Lineage: Eukaryota; Fungi; Ascomycota; Sordariomycetes; Amphisphaeriales; Sporocadaceae. Gene Ontology annotation, cellular component: nucleus. Bases 1 to 1818 code for a protein of 605 amino acids. Gene Ontology annotation, biological process: positive regulation of transcription by RNA polymerase II.
AUGGAGCCCGGGUUGAAACCCAAUGUUGUUGUUGCCCAGAACAUGGAGACGUUGGCGAUGGCAUCCCCCAACUUGGACCGGCCGACAAUGAUUACGCCCGGGGCGGCUGGGCCGAAAACAGACUUUCCGCUCAGGGAGAAGCGACACUGCUGGGAAUGCAUGCGUCGUAGGUUGGUGUGUGACUCUGCACCUGGUGCUUGCAACAAGUGCAAAACAAGGGGAGUCGUGUGCCCUGGAUACGACGACAAGAAGCCCUUGCGGUGGCUCACGCCUGGCAAGGUCAAGUCAAAGCCUCGCCGCCCCAAGAAUGCUCCUGAACCAAAGCCGGUAUCGAAAAAGUCGUCGAAAGAAAAGGCACAAACCAAUGAUGAGUCCACGAUCCCCGUUGUAGACAUGGCGCAGGGUGCCGUUGAACGGUACAAGUGGCAGAACGAUGUCUCCGAUAUCGUGCAGGCGGUUGCGUUCUACAAUAACUGGAUAUAUCCGGCUUGGGACUCUACCCGCGAGAUAGCCUCGACGAGCUGGAUAACGCCUCUGCCCUUGGGCGUUUUGAAUGGGGUCGAGCCAGCCAUCUCGCACAGUCUGACCUUUUGUACACUAUCAUAUCGAUUCACGCAAUUGUCUUCUCCAACUUCUAUCGGUCGCAUGGAAGAUGAUCAACUUGCUAUAGCGACUAAAAUGUACUAUCACAGGUGGGUAACCCUAGUACUAUCCUUACUCUUGUACCCCAUAUUGCAUGGAUCGACUGCAAGCAAGGCACGUGGCCGAGCGGCAUACAUGCGUCCGUUUGAUGUAACCAGGAUCGGACGAGGACACCCUCCUCAGGUACAUUCUAGAGAGGCUGUCUCGGCUGUCACUAACUUGAUCUUGGCGUUUACUAGGGAUAUUGCCGUUCGGGCCCUGAGUGAAGCCCUUAGCGACCCCAAGCGAAAGACGAAUAACGUGACGCUCCUCGCUGUUUUUAUAUUUCUAAUGGUGGAUAUUGCACAAGCCAGGAUGAACUGGCGUCACCAUUAUGAUGGUCUCGCAACAUUGAUUCGAAUAAGGGGCGGCCUGACGAAAAACUUAUUGCCGGAUCCGUACCAUACCAUCGUUAUGGCGUACUACUUUGUGACUGGAGUGAUUGGCAACACCACCAGUCCAGCCCACGAUCUAGCCGAGCCAUUCAUGUUCAUCGACAACAUGGACAUGAUAGCAGAAUACUACGGCGACGGCCGUUUUCCCACGCUCAUGUGUCCUCCUGACAUGUUCCUCAGCAUCGCCCGAGUCAACCACCUGCGCGCCCAGGCCGCCCAGCCCAUUGCGUCCCAGGUGCAGACACUCAAGCCGCGCGCAGAGGCGCUCGUCAAGCAUAUUGACGACUUCCAGCCCGAGGACUGGGCCUACUCGCUCGGCAGCAGCGAGCAGGAGAAUCUGCUACUGCUCGCGCGCAUCUACCAGUCCGCCACCAUGGUCUUUUGCCUCUCGUCGCUCCAGAGCGUCCGCGUGCUGCCGCGCUCCGCGGCCGUGCAGACCUGCAAGGCCAGACACCACCAGCGACUCCUGCAAGACCUCCGCGAGGGCUUGUGUAAGAGAUCCCUCAGGUUCCGAGAUGUCCUAAUCAAGUGCAUUAUGUGGCCGCUAAUGAUUGCCGGGACCGAGCUGCGCAACGGCAGCCUCGCUGAUCGGAACUUUAUCGAACGGGAACUCGAGAACAUGUCCCCAACCAUUGGCUCGUACUUGCCCGUCUAUGCCCUGUCGCUAAUCAAGCGGUUCUGGCAGUCGGAUGAAGUGGAAUGGGAUGAGUGCUUUGACGAACCACGAGCGUUUGUCACUUGA